AGCUAUUGAACACGUGUUUUGCUAGGAUAACAAUAGCCAACGGUAGCGUUUGGGAGGAGGAGUUGUAUCGAAUAGGAAGGAUGAGUUGUGAGUGACGAGUUCACUGCACCUGAAAACGUGGACCCGGAAAACACUGGCCAGUGUGCGUAUACGAGCUGGGAUGUAGACUGACGGCAUUGGUAAAUUAGGAAAGAUGGGCAAGGACACGUCCGUGGGUGGUAGUGGACUGACUCACUGUAAGUUUGUGCUGGUAUUCGCCGUGCUGAUGGACCUGCUUGGCGUUGCAGCCCUGCUGAUCGGUGUCUUUGCGCCCCUGGAGAUCAGAGGCAGAGACUUUGGCGACCUACUGGUGUACUCUGGCGCACUGUUGAUUCUUUUCUCUAUGGGUGGCUGGGUGAUGUGGUACAGCGGAAACAUCGAGGGUCUGGCUUUUGGCAAAGAGCUGACCUACAAACGAAGCGCAGUGGAUCGUAUCGCCCGUUCGCUUAGCCGCCGGAUACGCAGGCCUCACAGGAGCCCUAGCGAACCGUGAGCGGAGGGGUUAUGGACCGUUCCAGACAAACAACCUACUCAUAUCAGCGUGGAAAAUGUGUACUGUGAGGUUAAACAAAGCCUGCAUACGGUGAAGUGGGGGAGAUGGGUAACGGCUAGAGGACGCCACCGACCAGGACCGGGCGACCACAUUGGGGGGUGUUUCAGAUUUAAUCGAAAAAUGUAACUUUGAUUUGAUUGUGCAUUCAGUUAUUGAAGUGCGAUUGCGGAGUUUGAAAUAUUUCUGUUUGGAUAUAUCAGUGCCAUAUUUUUCCUAGUGUAUAAUAUUUCAAACUCUUCAAGCUUGUGUAUAAUUUGUAAAAUAUCUGAUUUUUUCAAUGUAGAAAAACGCAGACUUUA
This is a messenger RNA of Clupea harengus (Atlantic herring), 891 nucleotides long. RefSeq names its product transmembrane protein 238b (gene tmem238b). Lineage: Eukaryota; Metazoa; Chordata; Actinopteri; Clupeiformes; Clupeidae. The record is from RefSeq and is a predicted model, not a curated record.